CUCGCUUUUCAGUUCGUGCCCCGCUAUUUCGAGCCGUAUCGUCGUGGAUUUUCUUGCAAUGAUCCAGCAAUUCGUCUCCCUUAUAAGCAUAGCACAGUCAGCACAUCACUGCUACUUGCAGUCAUAUUCAUUGGCCCGCUUUUUGCUAUCCUGAUUACAGAAUUUUGCCGCUCCUCACGCUAUAAAGAACUGUAUAGUUGGCGUGGAUACAGUGUCAACCAGGUCUUGGUGAACUGCUUCAAAUACUACGCUUAUCAUCUUCUGGCAGUGCUGCUAACAUUUAUGAUAGUUACGCCAACCAAAUACAUCGUUGGUGAGCUGAGGCCCAAUUUCGUGGAUGUAUGCAGACCAGUAUACGAUAUGCUUAGCUGCCGAAACCAGAGCUACAUUGAAAUUUACCGGUGUCGGGGAAGAGAUAAUGCUGCGGUCAAGGAUGCAAGACUCUCGUUCUUCAGUGGGCAUUCUGCACUAGCCAUGGCAACAGCCGUGUUUUUCGUCUCUCGAGUGACGCGAAGAGGUCUUGCUAUUAUCAUUCGGCCACUGGCCCAAAUGGCGGCCAUUUGCUUGGCGCUGUAUACUGGAUAUAGUCGUAUAAUGGAUGGAAAGCAUCAUUUGCACGAUAUUAUCGUUGGAUAUGUGGUUGGCGCAAUCAUCGCUUAUCUUACGGCGAGACACAUAGCCGAGCUGAAGACAGGAUCCCAUCAACUGAAAGACAACGAGGCGCGACUAAGGAAAAUUGAUGUUUCGUCGCCGGAUGACAAUGCUCCGGCGUACAAAACGAGUGUCGUGCGCAUUGAACCAACAGAAUUACGAUUAUUUGAUUAAUU
Messenger RNA from Gongylonema pulchrum, 827 nucleotides. Lineage: Eukaryota; Metazoa; Nematoda; Chromadorea; Rhabditida; Gongylonematidae. The record is from the annotation of a GenBank genome assembly.